CUACUUCAUGCUCAAUUGUCUCAACUAAAGCUUGCAUCUUGACACUAAAUUCCCUUUUCUAUUUGGAUAAUUUUGAAAUGUCAUCAGUCAGAAGAGAAGAUAAAAACCCAGCUUAUGGUAAAAGAGUGGCUGUUGUGGGUGCUGGUGUUAGUGGACUUGCUGCAGCUUACAAACUGAAAUCACAUGGCUUGAAAGUUACAGUAUUUGAAGCUGAAGAGAGAGCUGGAGGGAAGCUGAGAAGUGUUUUCCAUAAUGGUUUGAUUUGGGAUGAAGGUGCAAAUACAAUGACCGAGAGUGAGCCGGAGGUUACAAAUUUAAUUGAUAGUCUCGGAAUUCGAGAAACACAACAAUUUCCAGUUUCACAGAACAAAAGGUAUAUUGUAAGAAAUGGGAAGCCAGUAUUAAUACCCGCAAAUCCCAUUGCGCUGAUCACCAGUAACUUUCUUUCUGCACAAUCAAAGUUUCAGAUCAUUUUGGAGCCAUUUUUGUGGAAGAAACAAGAGUUCUCAAAAGUGCAUGAUGCUUAUACUGAGGAAAGUGUUGGUGAAUUUUUUCAGCGGCAUUUCGGUAAAGAGGUUGUUGAUUAUCUUAUUGAUCCUUUUGUUGCGGGAACGAAUGCUGCAGAUCCUGAAUCUCUUUCUGUACGCCAUUCUUUUCCAGAGCUAUGGAAUCUAGAGAAACGAUUUGGAUCUAUUAUAGGUGGGGCUAUUCAGGCCAAGUUAUUUACCAAAAAGGAGAAGAGCAGAGAAUCAAAAGUAUUGUCAGAAAAGAAAAAGCACCAACGUGGUUCAUUUUCAUUUUUGGGCGGAAUGCAGAAACUAACUGACAUGUUGUGCAAAGAGAUCGCAAAAGAUGAGCUGAAACUGGAAUCAAAAGUCUUGUCACUGUCUUACAAUCCUGAUUCUAAGUUGGCACUGGAGAAUUGGUCAAUUUCUUAUGCUUCAAAGGGUGACAAGCAUUUGGAGAACUCGUAUUACGAUGCUGUCAUCAUGACGGCUCCAUUAUGCAAUGUUAAAGCAAUGAAGAUCUCAAAAAGCAGAAGUCUCUAUUCGCUGGACUUUCUUCCUGAGGUAAUUUAUAUGCCACUAUCAGUCAUUAUUACCACUUUUAAGAAGGAUAAAGUCAAGAAUCCCCUUGAAGGCUUUGGAGUUCUUGUUCCUUCUAAGGAGCAACAAAAUGGUCUAAAAACUCUAGGUACACUGUUUUCCUCCAUGAUGUUUCCAGAUCGUGUACCUGAUGAUCAAUAUCUCUAUACAACUUUUGUUGGUGGGAGUCGAAACAAGGAACUGGCAAAAGCUUCAACGGAUGAUCUGAAGCAGAUUGUUACUUCUGACCUUAGGCAGUUGUUAGGAGCAGAGGGAGAGCCCACAUUUGUAAAUCAUUUCUACUGGAGUAAAGCAUUUCCAUUGUAUGGGAGGAACUAUAAUUCAGUGGUGGAAGCCAUUGAUAAGAUGGAAAAAGAUCUACCUGGGUUCGUCUAUGCAGGUAACCAUAAAGGCGGAUUAUCAGUUGGCAAAGCAAUAACCUCUGGAUGUAAAGCAGCUGAUGUUGUCAUAUCCUUUCUGGAAUCUUCUUCUUCUUCAGAUAACAAGAAUAAAUGCUGAAGGAAGUGCCAUGCUAAUUGUUACUGAUGGAGUCUGGUUUCUUGACGAUGACUUGCAAAACAGUAGGGUUUGAACGCUGAUUGGACGAUAGGGUCUAAUGAGCACUCUGAUGGAAAGUCUGUUUAGGCUUUACAAAUAGCUUAUGAGCUUGUAGUGUAAUAAAUGAUAAUGUGAAUCAAUUGGUAUACAUUAAGUUUUGCUCUCCACCUUCACUUCUGAAUGAGCAAUACUUAUAAUAUAGCUUAUUCAACUCAGAAUGAGUAUUAUAACC
This is a messenger RNA of Mercurialis annua (annual mercury), 1875 nucleotides long. RefSeq names its product protoporphyrinogen oxidase 2, chloroplastic/mitochondrial. Gene Ontology annotation, molecular function: protoporphyrinogen oxidase activity, oxygen as acceptor. The record is from RefSeq and is a predicted model, not a curated record. Lineage: Eukaryota; Viridiplantae; Streptophyta; Magnoliopsida; Malpighiales; Euphorbiaceae. Gene Ontology annotation, cellular component: mitochondrial inner membrane. Bases 78 to 1604 code for a protein of 508 amino acids. Gene Ontology annotation, biological process: heme biosynthetic process. The transcript is spliced from 19 exons.